AUGUCAAUUAAUUACGUACAUCCAAUUGACAAUGUUAAACAAAUUUUUAUCGAAUCAGAUCAAGAACUAAAUACUAUUCAACAUCAAUUAAAUCAUGAUUUCUAUCAACUCUAUGAUCAAAGUGCAUCUUGUAAUCCAAUUAAAAUAGGAGAGAGAAUUAAAAGAUUACAAGAUGAGAUGGUGUCGAUGAUGAAAGAUAUAGAAUACAUACGAAAUACAAAAGAAAGAAUGGUCGAUAGAUGUUCAACACAAUUAAUCAACAAUAGAACAAUGAUUCAACAAUUGAGGAAAUCAACUGAUCCUACCUACACUCAAAUAUCAAAUGAAGAAGAUUAUAUCUUUUCAAAUUUUAAAAAGAUUAUUAGCAGUAAUAAUGGUAAUGGAAGCGGUGAUCAACAACCUUCAUCAUCCAUAUCAUCCACAUCGUCAGUAUCAAAUAAUUUCACAACAACAACAACAGCAUCGAAAUACAUGUUAAAAAAUAGUGAUCAAUUAAACCUGGAACUACAAAAAACUACUCAAAUGUUGGCUGAUAAUAAUAUCCAUGUUGUUUCUAUUCAACAACAACAACAACAGCAACAACAACAACAGACAAUGAAUCAACAACCAUUACCAUCGGUGGUACCAAGUGAACUAGAAAAACAAACUACCUCUUCAACAACAACCUCUUCAACUACAACUACUACACAUCCAGUUGUUGAAAAGAAGAGAUCUAAAAAUGUGUAUAGACCAAUAAGUGAAAAAGAAUUUAAUUCAAUAAGUGAAUCAAUAAGAGGAAGAUGUAAAUUAGAUGAUGAUAAAGCAAAUGCCAAGGUAAUUUUAACAAAACAACAAUUGGCAAUGCAAGGUUGUAAAGUAUUGGGAUUGUCUGGUGACCAAGCAAUACUUUGUCUCAAAGCAUUAAAAAUAAUUGAUAUUAAUAAACAUGGUAUCAUUAUUAAAUCAUUGUAA
This is a messenger RNA of Cavenderia fasciculata, 951 nucleotides long. RefSeq lists its product as uncharacterized. The transcript is spliced from 4 exons. Gene Ontology annotation, molecular function: microtubule binding. The record is from RefSeq and is a predicted model, not a curated record. Gene Ontology annotation, cellular component: spindle microtubule; outer kinetochore. Gene Ontology annotation, biological process: chromosome segregation; mitotic cell cycle; cell division. Bases 1 to 951 code for a protein of 316 amino acids. Lineage: Eukaryota; Evosea; Eumycetozoa; Acytosteliales; Cavenderiaceae.